Messenger RNA from Lindgomyces ingoldianus, 386 nucleotides. RefSeq names its product DNA-directed RNA polymeras-like protein I subunit. The coding region runs from base 21 to 386 and encodes 121 amino acids. Gene Ontology annotation, cellular component: RNA polymerase I complex. Gene Ontology annotation, biological process: termination of RNA polymerase I transcription; DNA-templated transcription. The record is from RefSeq and is a predicted model, not a curated record. The transcript has 3 exons. Gene Ontology annotation, molecular function: DNA-directed RNA polymerase activity; zinc ion binding; nucleic acid binding. NCBI's taxonomy places the organism in Eukaryota, Fungi, Ascomycota, Dothideomycetes, Pleosporales, Lindgomycetaceae.
CGGCCAGAGAGUGCGCUACAAUGGCAGCAAUUGGGUCGCUUGUCUUCUGCACCGACUGUGGGAACCUUCUGGACGGCAGCGCUGGCAAGGAAAAUGCCAUCUUGACGUGCCAAAUUUGCGGAGCUUCAUGCAGAGAUACGUCCUCCAAAACCGUCGUCACUCGCUCCAAGCCUGGUGCCUUCCCCUCUUCGCUGCGCGCAAAGCGAUCCGAAGUGCAAACCAUCAUAGAGGCCAACAUGCAGACCCAUGCAAUCAUCAGCGAAACCUGCGAGAAGUGUGGCAGGGAGGAGGUGCGAUUCUACACCCAGCAGCUGCGCAGUGCCGACGAAGGCACGACCGUCUUCUACAAGUGUGAAUGCGGGCACAAGUGGAGCACCAACAACUAA